AACAUCAAGCGUUUGCCGAAGUAGCUUGUUAGGAACUCCUCCGCGGUCAGUCGUUCUGCAGUGGAAGUAACCUAUUGCUCGAGUUAUCCAGUCUCGGUGCUAUCGCGGAAUGACCUCAUAAUGAUGAUGUAUUCCAACGCCGCGUGACGCGAAGGCCUGUGUGAAACGCCGCCCGUCGUCUUUGUUUGCGUUCCGCCUUCUCGAAACGCUCAUCCAAGACGGGGGUCAUCAGUGGAAGGCUGGCCACUCAGAUGGUCUUGGCCACUGUCGUGGUUGUGUUUUUAGGAACAUACGCACUACUGAAAGUUGACGUGGCACCACAAGGUCCAUCGCACGAUGCAGAUGUAGUGGUUGUACCUGUCGACGAACUCAUGAAAUCUCCAGUUUCAUUGCAGCAAGAUGACCCACGAUUAAUAGAGCGUAUAAGGUCGAAGUUCAUGCUCCCACCAUCAAAUGAACCCUAUAAUUUGGCAGGCAAGACUGAUGAUCCAUCCAUGGGCCAGUCCAAAAAAAUUCGAGAAAUAUUAGGCGACCAGGAGAAAGGAUUCUUCAUAGAAUGUGGAGCUCUGGAUGGCGAAACCCGCUCAAAUACCCUUGUAUUUGAAAAGAGGCUUGGAUGGUCGGGUGUUCUUAUUGAAGGGGACCCCAAGAACUUCGAGCUGGUGACAAAGAAAAAUCGUAAAGCUUGGACUGUUAAUGCUUGUCUUAGCACAUUCUCUUAUCCCAGUACAGUGAUGUUUAAGCAACAGUUCAAUGUUGGAAAAAUAAGCUCAAUGGAAAAAGGACAACAACAAGCAGGGUAUGCAGAAGUUCAGUGCUUACCUGUGUACUCCAUCUUAUUAGCUCUCAACAGAACCACAGUAGACUAUUUCAGUCUCGACGUAGAGGGAGCUGAGCUACCCAUUCUAAGAACUAUUCCUUGGGAUAAAGUCAAUAUCAGGACACUGUCAGUUGAAUUUGUCCAUGGAGGCGAAGGUAAAGAUGCAAUAAGUAAAUUUAUGAAUUCACAUGGGUAUGAGGUGUAUGCUGAAGUUACUCAUCCUGGGUGGUUGGCAAACGAUUUUAUUUUUGUCAAAAGAGAUUUGCUCAAUAAAAUUAAAGAGAAUAAUGGACAAAUAUAGUUUUAUUAGAAUACGUACUAGAUAAUUGACUUGUAAUGUGAUAUUGAGAAAAAAGUUUGUAUUAAGAAUAUAGUUAUUUGUAAGUUUAGGGAAAAGUGUUUGAUAAUAUGUAGUAUGAUUUUUUUCUAACUGCUAAUGUUUUACUGCAGUAAUUAUUGUGUUUGUAUUUGUAACAGUUUGCUGGAGAAUGAUAGAAUUUAGUGUUCCUGAUCAGUAAGUUUUAGUGUAAUGUAUGCUAUGGGUAGCUACUGUUAAAACAUUUUUUUUUAUUUAUAUUAGAGUUUAUAGUAUUUCUUGUACUGUUACUGUUAUAGUAUGCAUUUGUGUGUGUAGCAGGUGAAACUGGAGCAGUAUUAGGGAUUAGCAAUAAUGUUGCAUUGAAGUACCCGUAAAUUUCUCCAGUCUAUAACCUAAGAAUAUACUGAGCAGGAAAGUGAAUCAAGAUUUGAUGAUUUAUUACUAGUCUAUAGAAAUUAAACAAAAGUGUAAAGUUAAUGUACAGUACAGUAACUUUCUUGGGAAGGGAGAUAUAAUUAUAUAUAUAUAUA
Molecule: messenger RNA, 1669 nt
Organism: Macrobrachium nipponense
Lineage: Eukaryota; Metazoa; Arthropoda; Malacostraca; Decapoda; Palaemonidae
Product: protein Star-like
Exons: 8
Coding region: 252-1121 (289 amino acids)
Source: RefSeq, a predicted model, not a curated record